Messenger RNA from Paramuricea clavata, 7431 nucleotides. The record is from the annotation of a GenBank genome assembly. NCBI's taxonomy places the organism in Eukaryota, Metazoa, Cnidaria, Anthozoa, Malacalcyonacea, Plexauridae.
AUGGAGUGGCAUGAACAACAUGAUGAUUUGAUGCAAACACAUGAAGACGAUAGUGAUGGUGAAGCAUCUUAUAAUAGGAAAUAUGUCACUCAGAAGUUGAACCACGGAUUGCACAGAAUUUGGAAGGUACAUAAGCUCACUCAACAAACAGAGACUCUUGCACUGCAUGAUCAUAAGAUCUCUCCUAAAAUAGGCGUAAGAAAAUAGAAAAUAUCGGCUGCGAAUAAGGCUGCGUGUGCUAUUGAGGCGCUUGGUAAAAAUCAAUCUGCAAGCUUGAAAAUCAAAUUCAUUCAAUGCUUGCUACCUGUAAUCCAUCAUCCCGGGAAGCACGUACAACACCAUGUCAAUCUCAAAAAUAUAGAAAGUGCGAUAACUUGAGGAAUGAGUGAGAUAUGAAAAAACUGUAAACGUCAUUCUUCAUCACUCAACCAGUACUUUUUAGCAAAACAAUAAAAAAUGGAGUAAAAGUUUCGUUUUAUAAACACUCGUUUCAUAAACAUUUGAUUUCACGGCCUGCAUUUCACAAUCAAUCAGAAAUUCCGCAGAGAAAGAUUAUGUCGCCGAGUAUUCGUUGCAUGGCAUCGUGGGCUCAAGUAAAAAAAUUUCGCGUGCUUCUUUGUUUUGCUUUACUUUAAUAUGUUGCAACAAAAUAAAGCUCAAGUUGUAAGUUUAAAGUGUUCGUAAUUAUUUCUGAGUCACCUAACAUUGUUUUGGGGCCUUUAGCCUUUUCUUAACUUCAAAAUUCUACCAAAAAUUUAACAACUUUACCGACUAUAUCUUGAAAUAAUUAAGUAUUCGCCUCAUUAUUACUCAGUAUACACGUCAGCAUGUACAAUCUACGCAUGCUCUGUUUAGAUGAGCUCAUCUUAGUUAUCGAUUUGUGGCCGCAAUUUCUGACCGUGUAACGGUCGCGAAAAUAUCAAGGUCGCCGAUGUAAUACUGUAGAGUAUUGGUAUAUUUCUACAAUCAGAAAAGACUGAUUUUCAUCCAGUACAUCAGCAAAGCACAGCAAAUAUGCCGACUUCACAUCGUCGAACAUGACUUGAACACGACAGUUACGAGCAAAAGGAAACCAGGCAGAAAACGACAUGCAUGUUUGCCAUUUGCGAAGAACAAGUCAUAGUCACAAGUAUUUCACCCGGUACUCCCUUCGAACAAGACCGGAAGCCUGCAUCGCCUGAAUGGUUUGACCAAGAAAUUGCAACGUGAUGGCUUGACUGAGCAAUAUGACAAUAUAAUUCGUGAACAAGUGGAAGCAGGGAUUGUGGAAAAGGCACCGGACAUGCCAGUGAAUAAAGAAUUCUAUAUACCACACAAGUGUGUUGUCAAGGAAAAGUCGGAGACGACCAAAUUACGUAUAGUAUACGAUGCUUCAGCACGUGCAACGCCGGACAGUCCAUCCCUGAACGAAUGCCUGCACAGCGGUCCAUCCCUGCAAAACAAGCUCUGGGAUGUCCUGAUCCAGCAACGAGCUUUUCCUGUAAUGGUUUCGGCAGAUAUUCGUCAAGCCUUUCUACAGAUACGAGUGAGAGAAAAUGAAAGAGAUGCCUUGCGGUUUCAUUGGCGGAGAAGUGAAAUGGACGUGGUAGAAACAUUUCGUUUUGCGAGGGUAUUAUUCGGUUUAGCUCCAUCACCGUACCUGCUCGAAGGGGUCCUUGAAAGUCAUCUCGACGCAUGGGCUGACAGAUAUCCUGAUGAGGUUGCACUGCUACGCCGUAGCAUGUAUGUUGAUGACCUGUUAACGGGAGGGAGAACUGUCCAAGAAGUACAGACGAGGAGAGAGAUAGCGAAGGAAAUAUUACAUGAUGCCACUUUUGAGCUUCACAAAUGGAACUCAAACAUUCCACAAUUAGAAGAUGAUGCAUCCCCAGAAGAUCACCGAGAGCAAUCCUACGCGAAGCAGCAACUUAUGGUCAAAUCGAGUGAAACUAAGCUACUAGGGCUGAAGUGGGACAAACGUAAGGACACCCUAGCAGUGACAUUUCCGGACGAUGAAGUGCAGAAAACGAAGCGUGGGGUAUUGAGCAAGCUGGCGAAAGUAUACGAUCCGUUGGGGCUGGUUUCACCGGUGACUCUCGAAGGAAAGCAAAUAUACCGAGACGUGUGCGACGCAAAGAUAUCUUGGGACGUGAACCUUGACGGUAAACUCCUGGAAAGAUGGGUGAAAUGGGAACGCUCCUUACCAUUGGAACAAACGGUACCGAGAUCAAUCGUGAAUCACCAAGAAGAAGUUACAGAAAUCGAACUGCACACCUUUGGUGACGCAUCCAUUCAAGGUGUUGGGGCUGCAGUAUACGCUGUUGUCAGACAACCAUCGGGGACAACUCAACAACUAGUGACGGCUAAGAGCAGAUUAGCGAAGCGAAGCUUGACUGUACCAAGGUUAGAGUUGGUUGGUGCACACAUGGCCACCAACCUGGCAGUAAAUGUUCGUAACGCCCUUCCGAAGGUUCCAGUGCCAUCUAUUCAUGCAUGGACCGACAGCAUGGUUGCGCUACAUUGGAUAUGUGGAAAUGGAAUGUACAAACAAUUCGUAGCCAAUCGUGUGGCCAAAAUCCAAGCGCACCCGGAAGUCCAGUGGCGGUAUGUGCCCACAUACGAUAAUCCUGCUGACAUAGCAAGCCGUGGGGGAACAGUCUCAUCUUCAGAGCUAUGGUGGACUGGACCAGAAUGGCUCCAAGAUCCUUCUCAAUGGCCAGAUAACCCAGUGCUACAGACGUCGCCUGAAGCGGAAGCAGAAGCGAAGGUGAUUCGUGAAGUCCUAUGUGUGUCCAAAUCAGAACCAGCAUCUGACGAAUUUGACGAUAUCCUUGGGCGAACCAGCUUUCGUAGAACUCUGCGGAUUUGUGCCUGGAUGAACCGAUUCAUCCACAACUGUAGAUAUCAAGAUAAGAGAGUCGGACCCUUGGCUACAGAGGAAGUUGAAGCUGCAAAGGAAUGGUGGAUCAAGCGAGUACAGUUGCGGGACAGCUGGCAAACCCAAUACCCGGAAACCAGCGCUCGUUUAGGCCUCGAACGAACUGAACGUGACAUCAUGGUAUGCAAAGGGAGAAUCCAGGGAAGUUAUCCUAUUUACCUUCCGCAUGAUGCAGUAUUUACAAAGAAGCUAAUUCAGCGCGUACACUGUGAAACGCUUCACGGGGGAGUGGGGAUUACCAUGGCCGCGGUGAGAGAGUGUUAUUGGGUCCCUCGACUUAGAUGUUUAGUUAAGAAAGUACGCAGUGAUUGCUGGGGUUGUAAAAGAUUCCGUGUGAGAGCAGCAACCGUACCAGUUCCGGGACUUCUACCAAAGGACAGAACUAAUCCAGGAACUGCCUUUGAAGUGGUCGGUAUAGAUUUCGCGGGACCAGUGAAAUACAAGAAAACGGCGAAAACCGAAGGAAAGGCAUAUUUGGCAAUAUUCGCUUGCAGCCUGUCAAGAGCCAUUCAUUUGGAGCUUCUGCAAAACCUCGAGACGCCCACAUUUCUCGUAAGCCUGAAGAAGUACAUCGCCCGCCGUGGGCGCCCGCGAGUAAUAUAUUCUGAUAACGGUGGAACAUUCGUGAAGGCGAGUGCCUGGUUAAAGCAAAUACGUAAGGAUGAACGAAUACGUGGGCUAGUCGAGGAAUACGAGAUAACAUGGAAGUUCAAUCUCAGCCGCGCCCCGUGGUGGGGCGGCCAAUUUGAAAGGUUAAUCGCAGUGGUAAAGUCGGCAAUGUACAAGGUUGUUGGAGGAGGAUUCUUGACGUGGGACGAACUAGCUGAACUGAUGUUAGAUAUCGAAAUACAGAUAAACCGACGACCCUUAUCAUACAUGGAGGACGAUGUGGAAUUGCCAACCCUAACCCCAUCUACAUUCUUGUACCAACGUUCAAACCAUCUACCCAUCGAAGAGUCAUGGAGAAUCGAAAGUCAUGAUCUUAGGAAACGUGCUAAGUACCUUCUUGCCUGCAAGAACAACCUGUGGAAACGUUGGAAGAGGGAAUAUCUAACGGCACUGAGAGAAAGACAUAGUAUGAUUCAUGCGAGAACGAAGUUCUGUCCCAAAUCUGGAGAUGUGGUCAUAGUGUUGAGCGACAACAAGAAUCGGGGAGUGUGGCCUUUAGCUGUGGUCGAAGAAACCUUUCCUGGCAAGGACGGAGUCGUGAGAGCUGUGCGGCUCAAGACAAAGAACGGGGUACUGGAAAGACCGGUGCAGUACUUAUAUCCCAUGGAACUGAGUUGUGACGAGUUUUCAAAGAAACCGACGAAGCUGAAUGCUGCAGCACCAAAGUUUGAACCUCGACCGAGCAGAGCAGCUGGCGAAGCAGCGCGUAUACGUAUUCAAGAGAUGGCAGAAGAAGGCGACAUAUGAACAUAUGAACAAAUCGAACACGCAGAUUUUAAUCUAUAUUUACAUUGAGUUAAAGUAGGAAAGUUGCAAAACAAUUAUUAUUGGCUAAACUGUGAAAUAAUAUACAUCCCCCUGGGAAUGUAUAUGGGGGAGUGUGUCGGAGAUUGUGACGAACACUCGCGUGACCGGAAGUAAACUGCUAUAAUUCAGCCAAUAGUAGGGCUGCAUUUACAUGUGCUUAUAUAGCGUAAUAAUUUUUGUUGUUGACAGAGAGAGUUUUUGUGAGAUUACCGAUAUAUAGCGAAGAUAUAUCAUUAAAACUUUAUUUAAAUAUCGAUACGAGUGAUUUUUCGUAGAUACGUACUCUGGAGGCGAGGAAUUUUACAAAAAUACCAGGGCUGACAUGAAAAAUAGAGGCAAUUUGGCGAGUAAUAUCUUUAGAAAGAUACAAUUUGAGUUGCGCUUGCGGAAUGCAGCAAUAAGACUUUGAUCUGGAGAUCAAUUUGGUGUUUUGUUAAGCCUAUUUUUCAAAAAUAAUGAAUGAAAAAUUUUCGUGGGGCAGAUAAAUAUCCCAUGUGGGCAGGGACGAGAAACAUGAUAUCAAUUUUCAUUGGCCUUACUGCGAUUUUCUGUUGAGCUUAGAGACAGGAAGUUUAGCUAGAUAGUUUAAUCGUUGAAACUUACAAGUUACCAAAGACAAAUUCCAAUGUUGUCUAGCGAAAAUGAGAAUGUUUCAUGAGAGAUUUAAGGAUUUUCCACCAAUCACAGCAAAGGAAUUUGAAUCUGUUCGCUAUGAUUGGUCGAAAGUGCUUAGACAACAUGCUCAGAUUACAUCACAAAUGUUGCUCUCUAAACGGAAAAACUUUGCCGAUCUAAGCUCAACUGCAAAUUGCAUAAUUUAUUCAAUCGAAUUCAUUGUUUUGAUUGGCUGAUAGCCGUAAGCGAAUUUGUCAUCAAUUCAAUAGCAAUUAUAUGGAGGGGUGAUGACGACAAUGACGUACCGACUGUGGAAGGUGUGAAGAGCAACGUGCAUAAAUUUGUUCUACAACCGGCUACUGUUUUAUCAUUUAAAUAAAUAAAUAAAACAAUUAUUGAUUUCACCCUCCCCCCCCUAAUAUAUGAAUUACUCCGAUUGGCAGGGCAAUUAAGGAUCUUGCAAGGCAACAAAAUUGCAGGCAUAAUAGAUUUUUGCAGGACAAUUAUGCCAAACACCCCUCCCCCCCCUCAACUAAACAGCCCCUGGUUGUGCCAAUUUCGCCCCUGGUUGUGCCAAUAGCAUAGGAUAAUAGCAUAUGUAUACUGUAGUCUCAUUGUCUGAAGUCUGUGCCAGAAAAAAGAGAUACAAGUAUAUUGCCCAAAUUUCCUUAAAAAAAUUGACGAUUCAUCAAGUCUUGGGGUCUGCAGCCCCAGCCCCGUCUUGUAUGCUUACGACACCCAUAUAUCCACAUAUAAAUUUUGCUUUGACAAGUACUGUAAGUGUAUUCUAAAUAAGAAAUGGUGCUGUAGUUAUAAUUAUGAUACUAUUGCAACAACAAAAACUUUCAUGAAUUUGUUUUAUAGGACCUAAAUGAUGAUAAUGAACAGAAAGAAUCCUGUGUUUCUCAGGAUAUUUUUAACUUGCAGAGACAGGUACAGUGACUACUGUAAUUUAUAUUAACAAAAUAUAUAUUAACAAAAUUUUAUUUUAGUUAAUCUUGCUGAUGCAAUAAUUUUAAAUUAAAAAUGUGUCAAAUAAAUAAAGCAUGAAUUUGACUUUGUUGAAAACCUUCAGCUAUUUAUAGCUUGUAAACAAGUAAAGUUUUCCCACCAAUGUAAUAUUGGUUGCUGAUGUUUUUGUCUGGCAUACAUCUCAUUCUGCCUAGCUGGGCUCAUGCUAAUGGACAAAUGCACCAUACUUUAAUAUUUUACUUUGCCUGAUACCAGACAAAGUAAAAUCUACACAGAGAGUUGCAAAUUAAUGAAUGAAUAUAUUUUACAUGAACCUUGAACACCUACUUUUAUAGAGAUUAGGGAGUGGUCAUUAUUUAUGGGGAGGGGGGGUGGGAAAUGGGGAAAAGAAGAAUUGAAAACUUUUUUGACCCCCCCCCAGACUGAAGGCAAACUUUUUGUGCCUCCCCCCUCAUAAAAGUAGAAACUUUUCUGACCCCCCCCCCAGCGUGGAUUGAAAAAUUAACAGCAAUGAAACAGGUGUGUGUUGCAGGUAAAGUUAGAUAUUAGGACAAUCUGUUUAAUCUAGCUCAUGAUGUUUUACCCUGGUGAAUAUGAUUCAACCAUAUAUGAUUAAAAAAUAUAUAUUAUGUGUUACUACUUUGCAAUGCAACAUUUGUCCUACCAUAACCCUAACCCAUAACCCGUCUUCAUACAGCGAAAUGAUUUGAACACAGGGUUUUUUUAAGAACUUGUCUGGGGGGUGGGCAUCUACAAAAAGGGACCAUACUAUAUUGAGUGUGGAGAGAUGACAGAUGGUUGUUGGUGACAAAAAGUUUGGUGUGGUAUCGUAUGUACUAGUAGGGGGGUCUGGGGGUAUUCUCCCCCAGAAAAUUUUUUGUAUUUUUCCACCCCUAGAACUGAAAUGUGAGCAUUUUCUGAAACAGAUUUUUGGAUAUACAGCGUUACAUUGUGCGUUGAUAGACCAAAUCUGAUCAGUUAAGUGUAUUUGCAUGGUAUGUUUAUGUAAAUACCACAACUGGGUCACUCAGGGGGUAGAAAGCUUGUUAAACUUAGUGGGCCCGACUCCCACGAUCGCGAGGCGCUACCAUGGUUGGCGCCGAGCAGGGAAAUUUUGAAAAUUUUGAGUCUCUAGAUCGUUGGAAAUAGCAUUUUCAGAGUCUUCUUUUUUGCUAUUUGUGAUUAUAGAAAUCAGAACUCUAGACAUGGUAUUUAAGUUCAAAAACUUUUAUGACCCCCCCCCUUUCUCUGUGUUAAAACUUUUUUGACCCCCCUUUAUAAGGGUAAAACUUCGUUUGCCCCCCCCCUCCCCAUUUCCUAAUCCCCCCCCCCUCCUCCUCCCCAUAAAUAAAGACCACCCCCUUAGUACUGUAACUUGCUUUGAAGGGAUAGGGAUACCAUUUGUUUGUGUGAACUGAGUAUGUUAUUGUAUUUCUUAGUGCAAGACAUAG